AUGUCCUGUAUUAUAUAAUUAACCAAUAGAGCAAAGCGAUCCUUGUCAUAGAGUAUAUUUCAAUUUAAUAAGACCCUGCUCGAUAGUUACCUCAUAAAAUUAUAUUGCCUAAACUAUUUGUGGAGAGAGAAAGAGCAAUAUCCCUUGAUAGAUCUACCCAAAACAAGAAGCCGAUUUCGAACUCACCUAAACCUUUUACACAUUCUCCUAAAAUAAUUGCUAAGUCAGCUUAAACAGAUUUUAAUCAUUUGAAAUUGUCAUAGUGCUCCAAAUAAUCUGUUAUUUUAGAAGGCAAACAAUUUAAAAAUACGAUAAGUAGAAAACUCAAAUAAUUACCCAUAAAUUCCAAUGACUUUUGUUACGCUGGUUUUGAAACUAGUGAUACAGAAUUUGAUGAUUUUUCUUUAGAAGCAUAUCUUAAAAGAUAAUGA
Molecule: messenger RNA, 431 nt
Organism: Paramecium octaurelia
Lineage: Eukaryota; Ciliophora; Oligohymenophorea; Peniculida; Parameciidae
Source: the annotation of a GenBank genome assembly